AUGUCGAGCAGCACAGACGUGUCGGCAGGUUCUGCUACUCCCAAGGAGAGAAGAAAGUCAUUUCUUGACUUUGGUGGACCCAAUUCCCUCGCCAACUUUGCCUCUUCUUAUUCCAGGGCGCAGGCAUAUGUAGGUUCUUCACUUUUGGAACAGACAGCUUCAGAGGUCAGGAUUAACGAUGAAAUGUCACCUAAUACUUCACCUUUCUUGAGACCGCUGGGAGACAUAGAAGAAGGCGCUAUCCUAGAAGACGACGAGGAAAUUACUGGUUUUCCUGCUCCUAAUGGUUAUGACCAUAUAACGACUUUCCAAUUCCCUACGACUCCUACGGAAGAAACGCCUUUAUUUCAUAGUGAACCAUCUGUGAGAAAGAUGUCAGUGAAUUCAGUCAGCUCAUUUGCACUCAUCACUGGAAGCUCUACAGCACCUCAGACGGUUUUCAACUCCAUCAAUACCCUUUUGGGAAUAGCCAUGUUAACCCUUCCAUUUGGAAUGAAACUCACAGGUUGGGUGUUAGGAACAGCCAUGUUAGCUGUGAGUUCCGUCUUGACUGCAACAACAGCCAAAUUCUUGGGAAGAAUUCUAAGAAAACACCGUGGAUUGCGUACUUAUGGAGACAUUUCUCAUUUAUAUGGUGGACCCACUUUUCUGUUCUUUGUGACUGGCUUGUUCUCGUUAGAUUUGUUAAUGGCGUCUCUCUCAUUAAUUUUGCUUUUCACAGAUUCCUUUUUGCUUUUGCUUCCAGGAGUUAAGCCAGCCGUGUUUAAAGCUGCAAUCGUAGCUGCUGGUUUUCUCUUGUCCUUGUUCCCGCUUACCAUUCUUUCUAUUUUGAGUUUGAUUGGUAUUCUUUGUACUGUUUGCAUUAUUAUCGUCAUUGUAUUCUGUGGAUUUCUUGUAGAGACACCACCUGGAUCACUUUUGGUUCCAGCCGCAACGAACUUGUGGCCAUCGGAUAUUAAACAUGUAUUCCUUUCUUUGGGUAUUUUCAUGGCACCAUGGGGUGGUCAUCCUGUCUUUCCUGAGUUGUACAAUGAUAUGAGACAUCCACUGAAGUUUUCAAAUUGCUGUAACGUCUCGUUUGCUAUUACAUUCAGUUUUGACUACUUUAUUGCUGUCAUUGGUUUUGUAAUGUACGGAUUGACGUGUGAAGACUCCAUCAUUAAGAAUCUCAUGUCGAACCCUAACUACCCAGCAUGGGUUAAUCCUUUGAUCUGUUUCUUCAUGGGACUUAUUCCGGUUUCGAAAUUACCAUUAAUUACCAAACCUAUUGUCACCGUCUAUGAAUCUAUCUUGGGCUUGCAUACUCACCAGCUUCAACAUCAAAAGAAGUCAGGAGUUGUGGAAAAGCCACAUGAUCCUCACUUCUAUACAAGAAUCCUUUGUAGAUUUAUCUACUGUCUGUUUCUUCUUGCAGUUUCCUUGACCAUUAAUUCGUUUGGUAAGUUGGUCUCGUUUGUGGGUGCGGCUAUUUGCUUCACACUUUGUCUUGUCUUACCAUUCCUAUUCUACUUGCAUUUUUUCAAGGAAGAAUUACUGAAGAUUCAACAAUACUUCUUGGUGAUGGGUAUUGUCAUCGGUAUUGCGGGCUCGAUACUUGGUACUUAUGCCUCCAUUACUAUGGAUGUGAACAUAUAG
Molecule: messenger RNA, 1635 nt
Organism: Scheffersomyces stipitis CBS 6054
Lineage: Eukaryota; Fungi; Ascomycota; Pichiomycetes; Serinales; Debaryomycetaceae
Gene: AVT1
Product: Avt1p
Exons: 1
Coding region: 1-1635 (544 amino acids)
Biological process (GO): amino acid transmembrane transport
Cellular component (GO): vacuolar membrane
Molecular function (GO): amino acid transmembrane transporter activity
Source: RefSeq, a predicted model, not a curated record